Wasmannia auropunctata (little fire ant) is the source of this 4860-nucleotide messenger RNA. RefSeq names its product FERM, RhoGEF and pleckstrin domain-containing protein 1-like. The transcript is spliced from 11 exons. The record is from RefSeq and is a predicted model, not a curated record. Gene Ontology annotation, molecular function: guanyl-nucleotide exchange factor activity. Lineage: Eukaryota; Metazoa; Arthropoda; Insecta; Hymenoptera; Formicidae. Bases 1 to 1824 code for a protein of 607 amino acids.
AUGACGAUUUGCCCGGCGGUGUUUCGCGCUGAGCGGCAAUCGAGAAUCGAGAGUUAUACGGGUAUGAACGACGACAAGGGCAUCAACGACGACGACGAUGACGAAAGCAGGACAGACUUAUUUACAGAUAUCCGAGCUGAAAAGCAGGCGAUAUCUAAUCAACGGGAGAACAAUAAUUCUGUGUACGCCGCUGAGAAAUCGCUGGAUAAACGGACGACGAAUGGCGGAGUCGAGGUGAACAAUGCGAGCGUCGUAAAUUCGCCGGAUCUCAGCCCAGUAAAGAAUGUACGAAACGGGGAAGCGGAAGAGGCGGAAGUUAGAAAAACGAAGAGGUGGCCGACCGAUAAAGCUUAUUACAUAGCCAAGGAGCUUCUCAUGACAGAACGAACUUACAAGAAGGAUCUGGACGUUAUUAAUGUGUGGUUCCGCGAGGAAGUUUCCAGGGAAGCGGCGUUGGAAGGGGAGUCGGUAGUCUCUCUAAUCGAGCUACUCGCCGACGUGCACGGGCCCUGCCUUCAAGAAAUGGAGGCACGGCUGGCGCGCUGGGAGAGCAACGCUCGUCACAAUAUCGGUGACUUCUUGUACAACACGCUUUUAAACGUUCUGCCUCUCUACGACCAGUAUCUGGAGAACCUGAUCCCGGUGUUGGAGAAAAUGGAGUACUCCAUGCGAACGUCGCGACGUUUCGACCAGCUCUGCCGCGAUUUCGAGUCGCAGAAGCAUUGCUACCUGCCAUUAACUUCAUUCCUUUUGAAACCCCUACAACGAUUGCUGCAUUAUAACAGUAUUAUCGACAGACUAUUGGAUCAUUAUCCAAAGGAUCAUACCGAUUUCGAGGAUUGUCUGGCGGCGAGAGACAGACUCGGCGAGACAUUGCUCGAGGGACUCACGAUUAUAAAUCAAGCGGAAAACCUGGUGCAGUUAUGCGAAAUGCAAAGAGACAUUAGUGGCUUUGAUAAUCUGGUGCAAGAAGGCCGUAGGUUCAUCAGGCAAGGGUGUCUGCAGAAGUAUAGCCGUAAAGGUUUCCAGCAACGUAUGUUCUUCUUGUUCUCAGACGUACUACUGUAUACAUUCCGUACGCAACAACCAACGCAAUGUUUCCGCGUGCAUGGCCAGCUACCAUUGAAAGGAAUGAAGAUUCAAGACGCGGAUAAUAAGACUGGAACGGAUUUUGCUUUUAUUAUCGACGGACAAGGAAAUCAAUCACUGACAGUUGCAGCAAGCAACGAAGAAGAAAAAGAGAGGUGGAUAGAAGAUUUGAACAUGGCUAUAACACAGAUCGAUGCAUCGGACGCGAAAAUGCCAUAUUUAAGUUUGAAGUCUUGUAUUUUAGGUUCAGCCGACGAAGUAGGAGAUGGCGUAGGAUUAGAAGUAGAUCGGACUAGUUGCGGAGGUGCGAAGGCCUCACAACGUAGCAAUACUACAGUUCACGUUUGUUGGCAUCGUAAUACAAGUAUCAGUUACAGCGAUCAACUACGAGCGUUUCAGAACCAGCUUAGUGGAUUUCUUCUGCGGAAAUUCAAGAAUAGCAACGGUUGGCAAAAGCUUUGGGUUGUAUUUACUAACUUUUGUCUAUUCUUCUACAAAUCUCAUCAAGACGACUUCCCAUUGGCUAGUUUGCCAUUAUUGGGAUAUACCGUUUCUACGCCCUCGGAAAAAGAUGGGAUCAACAAGGACUUUGUGUACAAAUUACAAUUCAAAAGUCAUGUGUAUUUCUUUCGAGCGGAAAGCGAUUAUACUUUUGGAAGAUGGAUCGAAGUCAUUCGAAGUGCAACUCAACAGAGUCAUGUGCCCGCUAGUAUGAACGGAAAAGAAGAGUAUUAAAACUAAAUUUACACGGAUAAUUGUCGAAAUAAUUAUUAAGAAGAAAUAUUUUUUAAGAUUAUGGAAUCAUGCCAUAAAGCAUGGUUUCAAAAUUAUAUUUAAUGAGAAAGUCUAAAUUUUUGGCCUUAUAUAUAAAAUCAAAAAAGAGUGAUAAUUGGUAGUUUGGGGUAUUACAUGUAAUAAAAAUUGAUUGUGUAUACAGUUUUCUGGAAGAACAACUUAUCUUUAAUUACACAUUUUUUUAUUCUUAAGCUAUUAUUUUAUUUUUCUGCUAGUAAUUCUGCUAUUGCAAGCAUUUACUUAAAACUGGAAUAUUUAAUUGCGUGAUUUUACUGUAUUUUCAGACUUAAGUCAUUCUUCCAAAGAACUUCACAAUUUUGAAGACAAUUUAAAAUCAUAAUACAAAUGUAUUAUUGUUAUGUAAAAAUAUAACGAUAAUGAUAGUGCAAAAAAUUAUUUAGAGACUUUAGAAAGUAUAAAGAGUUUUUUUUGUAUAAGUCACAGGACUUUUUGAUAUGUGAUUUAUGCUUUUAAUAUAAACUUAAAAAUGGCAUUAACAUGUAUAUAUACACGAGAGACAAGAAUCUCGAUAUUAUGUCACAAAUUUAUGAGAGAAUGUUAUUCAAUAGAAAGAGAAAGAGAUAGAAUAUAUAUAUAUAGAAAUAUGUAAAUAUGAUAUUUACAUAUACAUUAAUUAUAUAAUAUAUUCGUGUUUAGAAGUUUUUUAAUAAAGCUUUUUUAUAUCUGUUCUCUUUAUUGAGCGAUAGUCGUGCGGAUAAGUUGCAAUUGAUCACAGCAAUACAAUAUUAAGUAGUAUAUUUUUGAACAUUUUCUUUUAAGAACAAAUGUUUUUUCUCAUGUAAUUUACUCAUUAUAUGUAAUUGAUUGCUACUGCGCGAUUAUCAUUCAGUAUGAAACAGAUAUGACGUUAGAAUUGCAUCUAGAUAUAUUAUAUUAAUGCGUUUUGGAGAUACGUUCUGUUGUAAUGUAAGCGAAACUUAAUGACAGUCAUAAAAAAUUAUAUAUACAGUGGACGAAAUUUCUAUAAAAACUUCUAUUUUUAAUAGAAAAAAUUAAGUACUUUAGUGAAUAAACUUAAAGAAAGUUUAGAAAAUUUAUGAUUGAAUAGCAAAACAAAAGAAUGCUAUAUUAAGAACUUAAAAAAAUUAUAUUUAUUAUAAACAAAAUAUAAUUAAUUAUAUAGAAUAAUAGCAAAAUUUGCAUAGAAACAAUCCAUUAAAGUAUUUAAAAAAAUGUUGUAAUAUUAAUAAUUAGUACUUCCACUAUUACGCCUAGUUAUCUCAUAUAAUCUAUUUUCCAUACUACAAACUGAUUUUUUUUACAAUGUAGUAUUGAUUUUAUUCCACUCUUGUGUUACAACGUUUUCCAACUCCUUAAUGUUGUUUAUUUUUUCUAUAUACUGCUUUUGAUAGAAAAUUUCCCAUAAAUUCUCUAUUUAAGUUCGGCGAACUCCUGCCGGCCAUUUCAUAAGUGACAAAUUUUUAUGUUGGAACUCCUAUGUCUUCUUUGCACUGUGUAGCAGCGUUAUCUUGUUGAAAAAUAACAUUUUUUCGUGAUUUCCUUCGAAAUUAAACAAUUCUCUAAUAAGUUAUAUUCCUUGAAUUAUUCACAAAGCACUCAGUUUUUUCUAUUAUAACUAGAAGUGCUCUUAUAGAAAUUUCCACUGUAUUAGUAUUAAUAUUGGACCAAUUUUAUAAUCAAAUCUGUUUAUAACGAGUAUUCAAAUAAGACAAUAAUUUUGUUAACGUUUUUUUCUUUUAUACGAUCUAAUUCAUAUUAACAAAAUGAGUCAAAGAAUGAGAGUAUGUUUAUGUUAUAAAUUGUAGCUCUAAGAAAAUGCUUAUGAUUUUACAAAUUUUAGUAAACGGUGCCAUUGCGCUCUUUAGAAUCAAUCUAUGAUAUAGCUUUUGCACAAAGAAAGACUGCAAGAAAUCUUUCUCACUCUUUUAUAAAGUGGCAAUAUAUACGUUACGUAAUAAUAUAUUUUUAUUGUCUCGCGCAGCUAUAUUAAACUGACAGAAUAACCCCUAAGCUAAUCUAAAUAAUGAUUCAAAGAGAUGAUUAAUCAUUAAGUUAGUCGUUAAGCUUGCUUGAUGCAUUUAGACUAUAUAAAAGUCUAAAAAAAGAGCAUUAUGAGAAUGUAUUGAUUUAUUGAAUUACUCUUUAGUAGUCAGAAGACAUUUAAAAGACGUAUUUUGAAUUUGUAUUGUCUGAGAGGGUUGUUUGUUGUAUAAUUCAUUUAGAUUAUAUAUAGUUAAUAUAUAAUAUAUCAAAAGAGAAAGAGAGAAAGAGAAGGAACGAGGAAAGAGAAUUAGUUGUAUAUUCUGCCCGGCUGAAAAUUCGUGUGAGCAAAAGCUUAAUUGACGUGCUUUACGAAAACAUAUCCGUGUAGAAAUUUAUUUAAAAUAAAUCACAUACGAGUAAACGAGUAAUUAAACAGUAAUUUUGCCUCGUUAAACAUCUGAUGUACAAUGCUUUCUGAGAAGUGUUCAACAAUCUAACGGAUAUUUACAAAUAAAAUAAAAACAAACUCAAGUAUUAGUAUGUUAAAGCGUAGAUAUAUUUGUCUCAUUUUAUCGCGAAAAGUGCAACUCCAGAAGGACAAGUCUUGUAGUGCGAUGAUAAGAAGUUGCGAUAUUAUAAUGUUUAGGUACAAUAAUGAGGUCGAAAAAGUAGAAAAGACCGGAAUACAUUCUAAUCAGAUUAAAGUGCAUUAGACAACGUUAUUUACAUGAAAACGUUAGUUAUAUAUAUAUAUAAUUAGCGUUUGCCAUAUAACAGAUUUAUCCUUUAUGUAGCAGAUUUCCUCAAAGCAAUAAUCUUAAUGAAUUACUUCGUGGCUAAAACCAUUGAUUCCGGUAUCUAUUUCAGCUAUUCACCCGCAUCGUAUAUUUUGCAAAUACAUCUUUAAAUUAUUUCUUAUAACUAAGAUAAACAAGAGCGAAAUGUAACAAGUGAAUGUCAUAAUUAUGUAUUAUUAUCAUGUUUUGCCGCAAUAAACAUAUAUCAAUGCGA